Messenger RNA from Coccomyxa subellipsoidea C-169, 1071 nucleotides. RefSeq names its product AAA-domain-containing protein. Bases 1 to 1071 code for a protein of 356 amino acids. The record is from RefSeq and is a predicted model, not a curated record. NCBI's taxonomy places the organism in Eukaryota, Viridiplantae, Chlorophyta, Trebouxiophyceae, Coccomyxaceae. The transcript is spliced from 6 exons. Gene Ontology annotation, molecular function: ATP hydrolysis activity; ATP binding.
AUGUCCAGACAAACGGUUGUGGCAACAUUGCAAGGUCUGGAUGGGGAGCUGCCGGAAGCUCUGCAGAAGCUGGACCCGCGCAUAGUGGAAAUGGUGUGCUCGGAGAUCCUGGAUGGCAAGAGCAGCGUGCAGUGGGAUGACAUUGCUGGCCAGGACCAGGCCAAACGCCUGGUGCAGGAACUCGUCGUGUGGCCCAUGCUCAACCCCCACCUCUUCAAGGGGGCACGCGCGCCGCCCAAGGGCCUGCUCCUGUUUGGGCCGCCGGGCACCGGCAAGACGCUCAUCGGCAAGGCCAUUGCCGCAAACAUCAGUGCGACAUUCUUCUCCAUUUCGGCCUCCUCCUUGACCUCGAAGUGGAUUGGCGAGGGUGAGAAGAUGGUGCGCGCUCUGUUUGCCGUGGCCGGCUGCUUGCAGCCCAGCGUCAUAUUCAUCGACGAGAUCGACUCCGUGCUGUCCGCGCGCAAAUCAGAAGGGGAGCAUGAGGCGAGCCGGCGGCUGAAGACGGAGAUGCUGAUCCAGAUGGACGGCUGCGACCCGUCCGCAGCCGACCGCCGAGUCCUGCUUGUGGGUGCCACCAACCGACCCGAGGAGCUGGAUGAAGCUGCGCGGCGGCGCAUGCCGAAGCAGCUGUACAUACCGCUGCCGUGCGCGGCCGCGCGCUCUGCCAUGAUCGAGCGCCAGCUGGGGCCCGCCUCGGGCGUCAGCACUACGCUGUCAGUGUCCGAUAUCGCCAAGAUCGUCGAGAAGACUGCCGGCUACUCAGGCAAGCACACUGCAGGGUCGGACAUGCGUGCGCUGGUGCAGGAGGCGUGCCAGGGCCCGGUGCGCGAUGCGGUGGCGCUGCAUGCCCACAAGCUGGCCGACCUGUCCGAGGCCGACCUGCGCCCACUCAUUCUGCGCGACUUCCAGGCGCGCAUUCCCAUGCUGCAAAAUUAUCUGCCCUCACUAUUGUUCACGUUUGAUGUCGAGGACCGUCCCCAUCGUGCAAGAGUAUCUGCUCUCAAAUUGGGUCAUAAUGAAUCCCGAAUGACUUGGUCAUAUCUGCUGUCGAUGACACUUUGUAGCUGUUGA